GUAGCCUCAACAAACUAACCCUCCCGAAAUGUGCGGAAUCUUUGCCUACCUCAAUUUCCUGGCUCCGAAGAAGCGGUCGGAAAUUGUGGACAUUUUGGUUCAAGGAUUGCAGAGAAUGGAAUACAGAGGUUACGACUCUGCCGGUAUCGCCAUUGACGGAUCAAACGACAUCGAAAAUCCUCAUUCGAAGAUUGCUCUGCUCCGAAAGAGAGGAAAGGUGUCCGUUCUCAACGACUACAUUAAGGAGAACAAUGAAAAGCUCAACAUGGAUAUGGAAUACAAUAUUCAUUGCGGGAUUGCACACACUCGUUGGGCUACGCACGGAUCACCACGUGAUGUUAAUUCCCAUCCACAUCGCAGCAACGACAACAACGAGUUCCUUGUGGUUCAUAAUGGUAUCAUUACCAAUUAUCGCGAAAUCAAGGAGUAUCUCGAGAAGAAGGGACACAAGUUCGAGUCUGAGACGGAUACGGAAGUCAUCGCAAAGCUCACACAGCAUGUCCAUGAUCGUUAUCCCGACUUUUCAUUCCGUCAGUUAGUUGAGACGGUUAUCCAGCAGUUGGAAGGAGCUUUCGCUUUGGCAUUCAAGUCAUCGCGUUUCCCAGGACAACUUGUGGCUUCUAGACGCGGAUCUCCACUGUUGGUUGGUAUCAAGAGCAACUCAACUCUUCACACUAGCCAUUUCCCAGUCUCUUACUCGAAAGGACGCUGUUUUAUGUCGAACAACGCCACGCAUUUGCGCGAAGAGACAUCGUUCGUCGAGACUCCAAACAACAUUCUGGAUCUUUCAAUCGCUGUCAGAAAUCCCAGUGGAUCUGCAAAGCUGCCCGACAACAAUUCCACAACACGUCCGUUCGACUCAACCGAUUUUGAAGUUGAAUACUUCAUCGCCUCGGAUGCGGCUGCAAUCAUUGAACACACCAAGCAAGUUCUGUUCCUUGAGGAUGAUGAUGUGGCCUUCGUUGAAGAUGGAUCACUCACAAUUCAUCGCAUCUCUCGCCACGCUGACAGCGGCGAACAAAAGAGAGAAGUUCAGCUUCUCGAGUUGGAAAUCCAAGAGAUUAUGAAGGGAUCUUACAAGACCUUCAUGCAAAAGGAGAUCUUCGAGCAACCGGAAUCAGUUGUCAACACAAUGCGCGGACGUGUUCUCCCAUCGGGACAAGUUGUUCUUGGUGGACUUAAGGAAUACCUUCCAGCUAUCAAACGAUGCCGUCGCCUCAUCAUGGUUGCGUGUGGAACAUCAUAUCACUCUGCAAUUGCUUGCCGUCAGGUUCUCGAAGAAUUGUCGGAACUGCCUGUUGUCGUCGAACUUGCUUCAGAUUUCUUGGAUCGUGAGACUCCAAUCUUCCGUAAUGAUGUGUGCUUGUUCAUCUCGCAGAGUGGAGAGACGGCUGAUACUCUGAUGGCUUUGAGAUACUGCAAACCUCGUGGAGCUCUCACAAUUGGAGUUACCAACACAGUCGGAUCGUCGAUUGGUCGCGAAUCCCACUGUGGAAUUCAUAUCAACGCUGGUCCGGAAAUAGGAGUUGCUUCAACCAAGGCCUACACCUCGCAGAUUGUAUCACUUCUGUUGUUCGCACUCACCAUCUCGGAAGAUCGCAUCUCGAAGAUGAAGAGACGUGCAGAGAUUAUUGAUGCUCUCAAUAAUCUUCCAAUUCUGAUCCGCGAUGUUCUCGAUCUGGACGAUCAGGUACUGAAGAUCGCUGAGCAAAUCUACAAAGAUAAGUCACUUCUCAUUAUGGGACGAGGAUUGAACUUUGCCACGUGUCUCGAAGGAGCUCUCAAGAUCAAAGAGCUCUCGUACAUGCAUUGUGAAGGAAUCAUGUCUGGUGAACUGAAGCAUGGGCCUCUUGCAAUGGUCGAUGAAUUCCUCAGCAUCUGCAUGGUAGUAUGCAACGAUCAUGUCUACAAGAAGUCGUUGAAUGCUCUUCAGCAAGUUGUUGCGCGAAAGGGAGCCCCGAUCAUUAUUGCCGAUAGCAGCGUUCCGGAAAGUGAUCUCGCUGGAAUGAAGCAUGUUCUCCGUGUCCCAAGAACAGUCGACUGUGUUCAAAACAUCCUCACGGUCAUUCCUCUGCAGCUUCUCUCCUACCACAUUGCUGAGCUCAAUGGAGCAAACGUGGACCGACCACGCAAUUUGGCAAAAUCUGUCACUGUUGAGUAAGCCAAUCCGUCAACCACAUCCUUGCUCAAUGACUACUCACCGCCUUUCUCGUCUUUCCUGUUAAAUGAUGUUACUAUUUUGAUAAUUUCCCAUCUAAAAUGCUCCCUUUUAUUUAUUGCAUGAUCGAAGCAAACGAAAAUAAAUGUUUGUGCUCCA
Caenorhabditis elegans is the source of this 2317-nucleotide messenger RNA. It is a transcript of the gene gfat-2, whose product is annotated as glutamine--fructose-6-phosphate transaminase (isomerizing). The transcript has 5 exons. Gene Ontology annotation, molecular function: carbohydrate derivative binding; carbohydrate binding; L-glutamine:D-fructose-6-phosphate transaminase (isomerizing) activity. NCBI's taxonomy places the organism in Eukaryota, Metazoa, Nematoda, Chromadorea, Rhabditida, Rhabditidae. The coding region runs from base 29 to 2161 and encodes 710 amino acids. Gene Ontology annotation, biological process: carbohydrate derivative metabolic process; L-glutamine metabolic process; carbohydrate metabolic process. The record is from RefSeq and is marked reviewed.